Molecule: messenger RNA, 1398 nt
Organism: Cuscuta europaea
Lineage: Eukaryota; Viridiplantae; Streptophyta; Magnoliopsida; Solanales; Convolvulaceae
Source: the annotation of a GenBank genome assembly
UGGCAUCUUGGGGAGGCUCAUCCGAUGAUGAUGAGGAAGAAAGUGAAAAGAGUUCCAAUCAUGCAGGGUUGUGUCUUUUGGCUAAUUCCGACGAGGAAUCCGACCAAGAGAGUUUCGAGGAAAGUUGCACAUCAAACAUGGCUACAAUUAAUCAAGAUCAGAUCGGAUCAUGGAACUGAGUUUGACAACUCACUAUUUGAUGCAUUCUGCAAAGAACGAGGCAUAGACCACAACUUCUCUGCCCCCAGAACUCCUCAACAAAAUGGGGUAGUAGAACGGAAGAAUAGAACUCUGGAGGACAUGACUAGAACAAUGUUGAUUUCCUGUGGUCUAGCAAGAAACUUUUGGGCAGAAGCAAUAAACACGACAUGCUAUAUAAUUAACCGUGAUAUGAGCCAUCCACUCCUAGGGAAGACAUCCUACGAACUACUCAAAGGGAGAAAGCCCAACAUUAGUCAUCUAAGAACAUUUGGAUGCAAAUGUUUUGCUGAUAACAAUGGGAAAGACAACAUUGGCAAGUUCGAUGCAAGAAGUGAUGAAGCAGUCUUCCUCGGAUACUAAACUCAUAGCAAAGCUUACAAAGUUCUAAACAAACGCACACAAUGUGUGGAAGAAAGUAUCCAUGUAAUCUUUGAUGAAGAACUUGCCUCAAGACCAAGCCAAACCGAUGAUGAAGAAACAAGAAUGACACGCAAGGAGAUACAACCUCAAAGGGAAAGUGGAACUGACCAUGACACCAGCCAAACUGGAGAACCACCACUGACCAAUGAGAAUAACGAGUCUGGAACUGAAGAAGAAACUGGGCAGACUUCAGCCAGUCAGCCUGUAGAACCAGAAGAACCAGUUUCAGAUACUCUACACGAAUUGGUGGAUCAACCAAAUGCUCCAAGAGGGUGGAAGCAUCAUCGAUCACACCCCCUGGAUAACCUCCUAACAGAUCUAAAUCAGGGAGUAACAACUAGAUCCACACUUAGAAAUUUUUGUGCUUUCUUUGCUUAUUUAUCUCUUAUAAAACCGGAGAACUAUGAAGUGGCUCUCUCCGAUGCUGGCUGGGUUCUAGCUAUGCAGGAAGAACUAAAUCAGUUCGAGAGGAACAAGGUGUGACAUCUAGAACCAAGACCUAAGAACAAAACCGUGAUAGGUCUCAAAUGGGUAUUUAAGAACAAGUUUGAUGAACAUGGACAAAUCACAAGGAACAAUGCAAGGCUUGUUGUAAAAGGCUAUAACCAACAAGAAGGGAUAGAUUUCAAUGAAACAUUUGCACCAGUGACAAGAUUAGAGGCAAUACGAAUGCUCAUAGCAUUUGCGGCUCACAUGGGAUUCACACUCCAUCAAAUGGAUGUGAAAACGGCCUUCUUGAAUGGUUAUCUUAAGGAAGAGGUAUACGUAGAACAACCA